Molecule: messenger RNA, 552 nt
Organism: Cucurbita pepo subsp. pepo (vegetable marrow)
Lineage: Eukaryota; Viridiplantae; Streptophyta; Magnoliopsida; Cucurbitales; Cucurbitaceae
Source: RefSeq, a predicted model, not a curated record
AUGCUGCAGAUUCUCGAUAGUGGAGCUACGGAUCAUAUAGUAUCCAAAGGUUCUGUUAUGACUGAACCAAAUGCUGACUUAGCUGCAGAGAAGAUGAUUGGCUCGAGUAAACAAGUUGGAGCUUCACAAACUUUGACAUUAGUUCCUUCGACUACCAUUUUACCACUUCAUGAUUCAUCAUACUCAAACAUCUAUUCUAGUCCUCCUGCACCUUCUAUUCCUUCACCUACUUUGUUGUCUCCUCCACCUUCUAUUCCUUCACCUACUUCAUUGUCUCCUCCACCUUCUAUUCCUUCUCUAGAUUCACCUACUAAUUCUAAUUUUAUCCCACCUGAUACAUCAGUUCCACUCCGAUGUUCUACUCGUACCAAAGAGCUUCCAGCUUGGCAUAAUGAUUAUGAGAUAUCUUCUGCAACCAAUCAUUUAACCUCUAGCUCAAGUCCUAGCAUUGACACCAGGUAUCCUCUUCAUCAUUACAUUUCACUCUCGUUUUCUCUUACUCAACGUGCUACUCUAGCUCUUAUUAUAGCCCAAACAGAACCUAAAACCUAA